Anoplopoma fimbria (sablefish) is the source of this 2940-nucleotide messenger RNA. It is a transcript of the gene evi5l, whose product is annotated as ecotropic viral integration site 5 like. Bases 76 to 2640 code for a protein of 854 amino acids. The record is from RefSeq and is a predicted model, not a curated record. The transcript is spliced from 19 exons. Lineage: Eukaryota; Metazoa; Chordata; Actinopteri; Perciformes; Anoplopomatidae.
AGACCAACAGUGAGACUGGAAGACCCUCUUACCACACCCACACCGCUUCACCCAUCCCACUCCAUCGUCACCGCCAUGUCUAUACCCAGCGGCAGCCCAGAGAGAGAGGGCUCCAGUGGGGCUCCCCCUCAGCUAGAGUGCCCUUCUUCCCCUUCCGGCAUGGACCCAGACCCCAUGUCAACGGGCAGCCCGGUGCUCAGCCCAGACUCAUCUUCCCAUGAUGCACUGCUGUCGGCGCCGGCAGCCUCCCCGGCCGACUCGGAGAACUUGAGUCCGGAUGAACUGGAGCUGCUGGCCAAACUGGAGGAGCAGAACAGGCUGCUGGAGGCCGAUUCCAAGUCCAUGCGUUCGAUGAGCGGUUCGCGGCGCAACAGCGGCUCCUCGCUGGUGUCCAGCUCCUCGGCCUCCUCCAACCUGUCUCACCUGGAGGAGGACACCUGGAUCCUGUGGGGCCGCAUCGUCAACGAGUGGGAAGAGUGGCGACGCAAGAAGGACAAACUCCUGAAGGAGUUGAUCAGGAAGGGCAUCCCUCACCAUUUCCGGGCCAUCGUCUGGCAGCUGCUGGGCAACGCCACCGACAUGCCGGUGAAGAACCAGUACUCCGAGCUGCUGAAGAUGUCGUCCCCCUGCGAGAAGCUCAUCCGCAGAGACAUCGCCCGCACCUACCCCGAGCACGAGUUCUUCAAAGGCCAGGACAGCCUGGGGCAGGAGGUCCUCUUCAACGUCAUGAAGGCGUACUCUCUGGUGGAUCGAGAGGUGGGCUACUGCCAAGGCAGCGCAUUCAUCGUUGGUCUGCUGCUAAUGCAGAUGCCUGAGGAGGAGGCGUUUUGUGUUUUUGUGCGUCUGAUGCAGGAGUACCGUCUGAGGGAGCUGUUCAAACCCAGCAUGGCCGAGCUGGGCCUCUGCAUCUACCAGUUUGAGUAUCUGCUACAGGAGCAACUUCCAGAGCUCAACGUUCAUUUUCGAUCCCAGAGUUUCCACACAUCCAUGUAUGCCUCGUCCUGGUUCCUCACCCUUUUCCUCACCUUCCUCCCUCUGCCUGUCGCCACACGCAUCUUCGACAUCUUCAUGUAUGAGGGCCUAGAGAUUAUCUUCCGCGUGGGCCUGGCCAUCCUGCAGUACAACCAGACUGACCUCAUUCAGCUGGACAUGGAGGGCAUGUCGCAGCAUUUCCAGAAGAUGAUCCCCCACCAGUUUGACAGCUGCCCAGACAAGCUGAUCCUCAGGGCCUACCAGGUCAAGUACAACCCCAAGAGGAUGAAGAAACUUGAGAAAGAAUAUACCACAAUCAAGAACAAGGAAAUGGAGGAACAAAUUGAGAUCAAGAGGUUACGCACAGAAAACCGGCUGCUGAAGCAGAGGAUCGAGACCCUGGAGAAGGAGAGUGCUGCUCUGGCAGACAGGCUGAUACAGGGUCAGGUGACGAGGGCGCAGGAAGCAGAGGAGAACUACGUGAUCAAGCGGGAGCUGGCGGUGGUGAGGCAGCAGUGCAACACAGCCAGCGAGAGCCUGGAGAAAGCGCAGGACACCAUCAGGGAGCUGCAGCAACAGAAGUUCACAGAGCAGUUUGUGAGCAACCUGCAGACCCAGCUGGAGCAGACCCGGCUGCACGAGGCCGAACUCCUGGGAGCUCUGAAGGAAAUGCAAGACAAGGUCCUGGACCUGGAGAAGAGAAGCACUUGUCUGCCCGAUGAGAACAACAUGGCGGCUCUGCAGGAGGAGCUGAAGCAGAUGAAGCUGAGGGAGCUGGAGACGCUGCACUCGUUCAAAGAGAUGCAGGACGCCGUCACUGAGCUCAACCAGCGCUGGCAGCACCACAUGUCCCGUGGCAGCAGCACAGGUGGGGGGGGCGGUCAUUGGAAGGAGUCCCCGAAGAAGAACGCCAUGAACGAGCUGCAGGACAAACUGAUGACGGUCCGACUGAGGGAGGCCCAGGCUCAGGCUGAGCUCCGCGAGGUCAAACUCAAAGCUCUGCAGCUGGAGAGCCAGAACCAGAUCCACAGCAAGCUGAUUGGUCGCAACGAUCAGGAACGCUCCGCCCUGCAGGACCGGCUCCAGAUGCAGGCCAAUCAGAACAAGGCUCUCCAGACCCAGCUCAGCGAGAUGAAGAGGAAGCAGGCCGAGUCUGACUGCAAGAGCAAAGAGGAGGUGAUGGCGGUGCGACUGAGGGAAGCAGACAGUAUGGCUGCCAUGGCUGAACUCAGGCAGAAGAUUGCUGAUCUCGAGAUACAGAAGGAGGAAGGGCUGAUCCAGGGCCAGCUGAACCACUCAGACUCCAGACAGUACAUCAACGAGCUGCGGGACCAGAUCGCUGAGCUCAAGAACGAGAUCAGGCAGCUGCGGGGGCAGAAGGUGGCCCCCAGGGUCAGCAGCGGAGGGGGAAGUACCAACUACCAGGAUCUGUGUCUGGCCAGCCCCGCCUCCGCUGAGGGGGACUACCUGAGCUCAGACGAGGACCUCCUCCCCAGCCCGCUGCCUCCCAACGCCCUUUACCCCAGCCUGUCCGGCCCGUGUCACCCGUCUGCCCACCUCGACAGCGAGGGCAGCACGGACAGCGAGGCAGACGAGAGGGCCCUGACGCGUCCCGACCCACAGCAGCUGUACGGCGGCAUGGUGUGCGCUGAGGCGCUGGACAACUGAGACCUGGAGAGUGGGGUGUGAGGGUUUCAUUGGAUUUCUUUGAGCUCAAGAGAUGCUGGAGCUCUACAGGACGGGACUGCUACUGUAAACUGGAGCUGUAUCAUCCAAUCCAGUUGUCCUCCUCUGCUUUUCCAGUGUUUACCUUUUAACUUGAUGCACACACAGCAGCAUUGAUUGGACCUCUUCUGAUCAUCACCACUCUCCGCUCCUGUAACCGCCUAAUCCACCUUUGUCCCAUCCUGUAUCCCCGGACCAAGAGGUAACGUAAAGCCUCGCUCCUCGUUCCCUCGUGUUACUUCG